Linum trigynum is the source of this 2212-nucleotide messenger RNA. Lineage: Eukaryota; Viridiplantae; Streptophyta; Magnoliopsida; Malpighiales; Linaceae. The record is from the annotation of a GenBank genome assembly.
UCCCACUUUAAACUAGGGGCUCACAUCACAAGGGUCGUGCAGGAUCAAAUCAUAGUGUUAAUUAUAUGGUUUAUGGUUAAUGGUUCAAUUUUUUUUUAUAGAGUUAAUGGUUCGAUAUUGGUUUGAUAAACAGUAACGAAACAGAAUCUGACCCGGUAAAUUUCCUGCGGAUCCGUAACUCGCUAACACAUGUUGCCUACACAAAAUGUCAUAAUUAUAAUUGCAUCUUAGAAUCCCGAAUCUCUCGGCCGGCUCUCUACUAACUACAGCUGUAAUCCAAACAGUAUCCAGCUCAGCUCACCACCAUAAAAAGGAACCAAAGGCCGCGCACCUCGAAAUUAAACCAAACGAAAAAGAAAAGAAAAAAAAAUGGCGGCGGUUCCUCCUCCCUUCAACGUCGUCCCAAUAGCCUACCAAGGCGGCACGUCGCUGGCCGUCCCGGACUGGCUGAACAAAGGCGACAACGCGUGGCAGAUGAUCUCCGCAACCCUCGUCGGCCUCCAGAGCGUCCCCGGUCUGGUCAUCCUGUACGGAAGCAUCGUGAAGAAGAAGUGGGCCGUGAACUCGGCCUUCAUGGCCCUCUACGCCUUCGCCGCCGUCGUCCUCUGCUGGGCCGUGUGGGCCUACAAGAUGUCCUUCGGCGACAAGCUGCUCCCCUUCUGGGGCAAAGCCGGGCCCGCGCUGGGCCAGAAGUUCCUGAUCAAGCAGGCCGCGCUGCCGGCCACCACGCACUACUACCACGACGGCAAGACGGUCGAGACGGCGAUGAUCGCGCCGUUUUACCCGAUGGCGUCGAUGGUGUGGUUCCAGUGCGUGUUCGCCGCCAUAACGCUGAUUUUGGUGGCCGGCUCGGUGCUGGGGCGGAUGAACUUCAAGGCGUGGAUGGCCUUCGUGCCGCUGUGGCUGACGUUUUCGUACACGGUGGGGGCUUUCAGCCUGUGGGGAGGCGGGUUUCUGUUCCAGUGGGGUGUUAUUGACUACUCCGGCGGGUAUGUCAUCCACUUGUCCUCUGGGAUCGCCGGCUUCACCACCGCUUUUUGGGUGGGGCCGAGAUCGAAGAAGGACAGGGAGAGGUUCCCUCCGAACAACGUGGUGCUGAUGCUGGCGGGUGCGGGCCUUCUGUGGAUGGGCUGGGCCGGGUUCAACGGCGGAGACCCGUACACCGCCAACGUGGACUCCUCGAUGGCGGUGCUGAACACCAACAUAUGCGCCGCUACGAGCCUGCUGGUGUGGACGUGGCUGGAUGUCAUCUUCUUCCACAAGCCUUCCGUCAUCGGUGCCGUCCAGGGCAUGAUCACCGGCCUCGUCUGCAUCACCCCCGGCGCCGGGGUGGUGCAAGGAUGGGCAGCGAUAGUGAUGGGGAUCGCGUCAGGUAGCAUCCCAUGGUUCACGAUGAUGAUCGUCCACAAGAGAUGGACCUUACUCCAAAAAAUAGACGACACGCUGGGCGUCUUCCACACCCACGCGGUGGCGGGGCUCCUCGGCGGCGUCCUCACGGGCCUGCUGGCGGAACCCACGCUGUGCUCCCUCUUCCUCCCCGUCACCAACUCCAGGGGAGCCUUCUACGGCGGCGGGAUCCAGGUCGUCAAGCAGCUGGUCGGCGGCGGGUUCGUCAUCGGGUGGAACGUGGUGGCCACCUCCAUCAUCUGCUACCUCAUCGGCCUCGUCGUCCCGCUCCGCAUGUCCGAGGAGCAGCUGCUCAUCGGCGACGACGCCGUGCACGGGGAGGAGGCCUACGCACUCUGGGGCGACGGCGAGGCCUACGACUCCACCAAGCACGGCGAUAAUGACGACGUGGAGAUGAGUGCCCGGGACAAGACUGCUUCCACGGGCACCACCCAGACCGUUUGAUGGGAGAAUCGUUUGCUUUUGAUUUGGGCCGGUGGUGUCUGUAUAUCUUUGGAUGGGGAAGGGGACAUUUAGUGUGUUUCAUUUGCUUUUCUGCUGUACAUUUGUUGUGCAUGCCUUGUCUUCUUUAGUUUGCUUUGGAUAUGUGUUUAGGGGCAGGGGUUUGGUGGCUAAUUAUCAUAAAUGGUCACAAAAUUAUUUACUUUGUACAGAACGGUCACGAAACUUUAAUUUUGUACGUUUCAGUAAUAUAUGUUUGGACUAAUAACAGAAAGAUAUUUCUGUCCAUCUCCAUCCAAACAACCAUUACUUCUGUCUAGUCAUCAUGCCACGUCAUUUAAAAUAAUAAUUAAAAAAUAAUGAU